Nylanderia fulva is the source of this 2302-nucleotide messenger RNA. RefSeq names its product methionyl aminopeptidase und (gene und). Lineage: Eukaryota; Metazoa; Arthropoda; Insecta; Hymenoptera; Formicidae. The record is from RefSeq and is a predicted model, not a curated record. Gene Ontology annotation, cellular component: cytoplasm. Gene Ontology annotation, molecular function: metalloaminopeptidase activity. Gene Ontology annotation, biological process: proteolysis.
ACAUAGUCAAUAUAUUCAUCAGCAUGAUGCACGGCGAUAAUUUCGGGAAGGCUGUCAUCCAGGUCCAUCAUUCUCGAAAAUGGCGGCUGUAUUGGACGAGGUCGGCAAAUCCGCCGAAAAACUCGUGGACGAGGAAAAGAACGAGAUCGUCGACGAGGAGGACGAGACCGGCGCAGUUGAAGCUUCUAAGAAGAAGAAGAAGAAGAAAAAGAAGAAGAAGGCCGGUGCUGGAGAAGCUAGCGCAGAUGUUCCUGAAGGGGAAGAGGAUAAAGUUAAGGACGAUGAUGCGGCAGCAGAAGGUCCCACAGAGUUGGCUGAGAACGAUGGAGAGAGCGAGGAUGUCAAAAAGAAGAAGAAGAAGCGUAAGCCUAGAAACAAGGGUGGCAUAAAGCAGCAAACAGACCCACCGACCAUUCCUGUGUCGGAAUUAUUCCCAGAUGGCAAUUUCCCAGUAGGACAGAUAAUGGAUCAUCCAUCCGUUGCUGGAAUAGAUGACAGAACGGCAAAAAAUCGCUUCACUAGUGAGGAAGCACGCGCCCUUGACAGAAUGCACAAUGAUAUCUACAAUGAAGCCAGACAAGCAGCUGAAGCACAUCGACAAACUCGAAAGCAUAUUAUGAAAUGGGUAAAACCGGGAAUGACUAUGAUAGAGAUUUGUAACGAGCUGGAGGAGACCGCACGGAAAUUGAUAGGUGAGGACGGUCUCAAGGCUGGAUUGGCGUUCCCGACCGGGUGUUCCCGCAAUCAUUGCGCGGCUCAUUACACCCCGAACGCUGGUGAUCCAACCGUUCUGGAGUACGAUGAUGUUACAAAGAUCGAUUUUGGUACGCAUAUUAAUGGGCGUAUCAUCGAUUGCGCGUUUACUUUGACGUUUAAUCCAAAGUACAAUAAACUGAUCGAGGCUGUCCGCGACGCCACCAAUACCGGUAUCAAGGCUGCCGGAAUUGACGUACAAUUGUGCGACGUCGGCGCUGUUAUCCAGGAAGUAAUGGAGUCCUACGAGGUGGAACUGGAUGGCAGAACGUAUCCGGUAAAGUCAAUUAGAAAUCUGAAUGGCCACUCUAUCGCGCCCUACCGCAUACACGCCGGGAAAACGGUGCCGAUAGUUCGAGGUGGCGAGGCAACUCGAAUGGAGGAGAACGAGUUCUACGCCAUCGAAACCUUUGGAUCUACUGGUAGAGGCGUUGUUCAUGACGACAUGGAGUGUUCGCAUUACAUGAAGAGCUUCGAUGCCGGUUUCGUGCCAUUGAGACUGCAGAGCAGCAAGUCUCUUCUCAAUACUAUCAACAAACAUUUCGGUACGUUGGCUUUUUGUAAACGCUGGUUGGAUCGUGUCGGAUGCACCAAGUACCAAAUGGCACUUAAGGAUCUCUGCGAGAAAGGCGCCGUAGAAGCGUAUCCGCCGUUGGUCGACGUCAAGGGUUGUUACACCGCUCAAUUCGAGCACACUCUCGUUCUGCGUCCCACGUGUAAAGAAGUCAUCUCCCGCGGAGAGGAUUAUUGAAUAAAUCAAUCAUUAAAUGCAUCAUUGUUGUGUUUUACAUGAAUCACUAUCAAAUGUGUCAAGAUGUAUUUUAAUCUCGAUGUAACAUCAUUGUCAAAAUCUUGUAUUGUUCGAUCCAUGUGCGGCGAUGCACGAAUGGUACACACGUGAAUGAGAAUAUAACCAAUGUAACACACGUGUGACACUUGUUAAAUGUAAUAUACGUAAUUUUGUUUUCCCGGUCGUAAGCAUCAUAGUACGAUGUCGCGAGUUGAGACGAACGAAAGCGCAUUUUGUGAUUUCUACUUAUUGAACAUCAAAUGCUUUUUUUUUGGAAUAUGUGACUGAACAAUAGAACUUGCAUUUCUUUUUUUUUUUUUAUCAUUUCUAUAGAUAUACGCUGAUACGCUUUGAGAAAAGGAUCGUAAUUUGUAUUCGUCGUAACAUUUUUAAAUCUUUAUUACUGAUUUCUUACACUCUUACACUAAAAUGGAAAUGACGGGAGGGGGGAAUGGUGUGUUUAGUGUUAUUGAAUAAAAUAUAUUUAGGAUUCGAGAUUUAUAUCAUUGCGAUGAUCUUAUGGUCCUGAAUAUCGUGUAAUUAAGUUUUUAAUAUUAGAAUGAUAUAAACGUAGAGAGUCUAGUAAUACAUACGUGUGAUAAUUGUACAAAAAACAGAAAGUAUUCUCCAUUUGUGGCUUCUUUAUAGCGAAUAUAAUCUCUCUAUACGUCGAUAUAUUUCCCUACACAUUUUAAAAGCGCGAAUUAUAUGUCAAAGUCUUCGUGGAUUAAUCGAUAAAUUAAAGGUGUAACAAAUUCA